UCCCACCACUCCCGGCGGUGCCGGAGUCGGGUGGGUCGGUGGCUUAUAAAGCUGGUGGCGUAGGGAAGGCUUAGCUACUGUAUCUUCCUUCGUGACUGCUCCUUCUCCUCGGCCAUCGCCCGGUCCCAUUUGGUGCCUGGAGGACGAAACAGAGUGACAGACCUGGAGACUACAGUUCUCUAUCCCUCACACAGAGCAUUUAAGCUCUUGGAUCAGGCAAGGAAAAUGUCAGUGUCCUGAGCAUGUUCAGAGCAGUUGGAAGAGCUGAGAAGAAUGUUCAGCUCUUUCACCAUGCCUGGGUCACUUCCUUUGAACGCAGAAGCCUGCUGGCCAAAAGAUGUGGGAAUUGUUGCCCUUGAGAUCUAUUUUCCUUCUCAAUAUGUUGACCAAACAGAGUUGGAAAAAUACGAUGGUGUAGAUGCUGGAAAGUAUACUAUUGGCUUGGGGCAGGCCAAGAUGGGCUUCUGCACAGACAGAGAAGAUAUCAACUCUCUUUGCAUGACUGUGGUCCAGAAUCUCAUGGAGAGACAUGGCCUUUCCUAUGACUGCAUUGGGCGGCUCGAGGUUGGCACAGAGACCAUCAUCGACAAAUCAAAGUCAGUGAAGUCUAACUUGAUGCAGCUCUUUGAGGAGUCUGGAAACACAGAUGUAGAAGGACUCGAUACAACUAACGCGUGCUACGGAGGCACGGGUGCUGUCUUUAAUGCUGUGAACUGGAUUGAGUCCAGCUCUUGGGAUGGACGGUACGCACUGGUGGUUGCAGGGGAUAUUGCAGUGUAUGCUACAGGAAAUGCUCGACCAACGGGCGGAGCCGGAGCUGUGGCUAUGCUGAUUGGGCCAAAUGCACCUUUAAUUUUUGAGCGAGGACUUCGAGGGACACACAUGCAACAUGCAUAUGACUUUUACAAGCCUGAUCUGCUUUCUGAAUACCCUGUCGUAGAUGGAAAACUUUCCAUCCAGUGCUACCUCAGUGCCUUAGACCGCUGCUAUUAUGUCUACCGCAAAAAGAUCCGCGCCCAGUGGCAAAAAGAGGGAAAUGAUAAGGAUUUUACCUUGAAUGAUUUUGACUACAUGAUCUUCCACUCACCCUAUUGUAAAUUGGUUCAGAAAUCUCUUGCUCGGAUGGUGCUGAAUGAUUUUCUUAAUGAUCAGAACAGAGAUAAAAAUAGUAUCUAUAGUGGCCUGGAAGCAUUUGGGGAUGUUAAGUUAGAAGAUACUUAUUUUGAUCGAGAUGUGGAAAAGGCAUUUAUGAAGGCUAGUUCUGAAAUCUUCAAUCAGAAAACAAAGACAUCUUUGCUUGUAUCGAAUCAAAAUGGGAAUAUGUACACAUCUUCAGUGUAUGGUUCCCUUGCUUCUCUUCUGGGACAGUACUCCCCGCAGCAGCUGGCAGGAAAGAGAAUUGGAGUAUUCUCUUAUGGCUCUGGUUUGGCAGCCACCCUUUACUCCAUUAAAGUCACACAAGACGCCACCCCAGGGUCUGCUCUUGAUAAAAUAACAGCAACACUAUGUGACCUGAAAUCAAGACUUGACUCAAGAACUUGUACGGCACCAGAUGUCUUUGCUGGACACAUGAAGCUCAGAGAGGACACUCACCACCUGGUCAACUAUAUUCCCCAGAGUUCAAUCGAUUCACUCUUUGAAGGAACAUGGUACCUCGUUCGAGUAGAUGAGAAGCACAGAAGAACUUAUGCUCGGCGCCCCUCCCCCAAUGAAACUCUGGGUGAAGGAGUAGGACUGGUGCAUUCGAGCACAGCAAACGAGGUAAGCAGAGCAUAUUCCAAGUCCUGCUAAGAAAAUGCCAAGACUCCCUGCAACAGCAGCAGACCCAGAAGCAGCUGUCAUAAGUAAUGGGGAGCAUUAAGAUCCUUCUGUGACGUGCAAGACUCUUGUGUGGGUUGGGGUGGGUGGGGUGUGGAUGGGAAUAAUUGGGGGACUAGGAUGCCCGGGGCCAAUUUUAAAGGAGUACAUGUUAAAUUUUUACGUGACUGAUGUGGAGCCUGGAAAACUAUUGUGUUCUUGGGAAAGUCUCUGCUCGGUUUGCUAACAUGCUUCCUUUUGUGGUCUAGCCAGCGCUUAAUGUACUAGAAUGAUGGUAAGGGCUCUGUAAGACUUCAUCCAUCUCUCGCGCCAUUUGUAUGCAUGAAGUUUCAUUUCUGUUGUGGUAUGAUGAACCAUAUGCUUCUGGCAGAAGAAAGCAAAUGUGCUAGUCUCCAAUUUUAAUUUUUUUUUUUUAGAAAACGUAAGAAUUUUAUACUUUGAGCAAGCAAGAUUAUUGAAAGUACCUGCGGUUUUUUUGAAAAAAGAAUUUCUGGUUUUGAGAAUAUAUAUGGUCUUCAAAUGUGAUAUGCACAGACCGCAUCUGAAAAUAGCAAGACAAACAAGCUCUUUUUCUUGAAGGUAUAAAUCCCAAAGAUGAAGAGGAUCUGGGGCAGUAAUGGUGGUUCUGGAAUCUGGGGUGUUGCUUUAAAUCCAGACCAACAGUGAUGCCAAGUCAUUGUAAUGACAUUGGUGAAGACAGCUGCUCAUACCGAGCAGACAUUGGGUUGAAAAUUUGGUCCAGUCAGGAGCCAGGGCUGUAGCCCUCAAUGUGCUCCUGGAUGAAUUGAUGGUAGAUGUGUCGAACAACAUUGGGACGUAACUAGACCUAUGUAUGAGCAAGUUUGUUGUUGCACCUUAUUCUGAAGAAUAAAUAAAAACAGUUUUUUUCUGACUGCCUUUUCAAUAUUUAAAACACAGUAAAGAUAUGGGGAGGGCAUUACAAGGUUAAUUCUGGUAUUUCAGUGUUAACAGUUUAACUGAAAGACAACAGCCUAAGUUUUACGUAUUCUCUUCCUGGUUGGUUUGUUAUUAUUUUUUCCCCUUUUUUCCCCCCUUUUGUAUCUAUUCAACAAGAAUGAAAAGGUACAAUUCUAGUUUAUGAUCAUCCCCCAAAAGUCUUCCACUUCAAAGUCUGGAAGUAGAAUUUGUAAGCAUUUUCUAAGACUUUCACGUUUUAAAAUAACAAAAACUAUCACAUGGACGAGGAAGAAGACAGUUAGUUUUGUAGAUCCUUUUUGGUGCUGAACUAUAUGACACGAGCCUUAUAGAUUGUAAAAUAGAGAUAGUUGGAACUAAUGUACAGAACUAAAUUUUUUAAAACUUUAUUUGCUGUUCAAUUCUGUGAAGUUUCAGUUAUCUAAACUUACACAAAUAUGAAAUGUAAUGUUUCAAAUUGCAAGAAAAUAUGUAAUGUAGUGUUUGUAAAAUAUUCUUGUCUAAUAUUAACUAGUAGGAUUUUGAUUUGUACAGUCAUACUUUGUUUAAAAUGACUUCAUUUUAAUAUCACCUGAUAUAGAUUAAUAAUGUAACUUCAGAUUUAAAAAUUGAUGGGAAAAUUGUGCAUGUGAAACUUGCAGGUAUUGGGAGUUAGGUGUGUUUGGAAAAGAAUUAUUUAACUUUGAGGUAUCACAAAAUGAGUUUUCCCGAAGUCCAUUGCCGGCAAUGGGCAGAUCCAAUAACAUUGGCACAGCGCAUUAACCAUAUACCUUAUUAACAGUGAGGUGAAUAACUUUGAAUAAAGUUUUAGAGAUAUUUCAAA
Messenger RNA from Sorex araneus (European shrew), 3577 nucleotides. It is a transcript of the gene HMGCS1, whose product is annotated as 3-hydroxy-3-methylglutaryl-CoA synthase 1. Gene Ontology annotation, molecular function: hydroxymethylglutaryl-CoA synthase activity. The coding region runs from base 274 to 1791 and encodes 505 amino acids. The transcript has 12 exons. The record is from RefSeq and is a predicted model, not a curated record. Gene Ontology annotation, biological process: acetyl-CoA metabolic process. Gene Ontology annotation, cellular component: cytosol. Lineage: Eukaryota; Metazoa; Chordata; Mammalia; Eulipotyphla; Soricidae.